Aureobasidium vineae is the source of this 1788-nucleotide messenger RNA. NCBI's taxonomy places the organism in Eukaryota, Fungi, Ascomycota, Dothideomycetes, Dothideales, Saccotheciaceae. The record is from the annotation of a GenBank genome assembly.
AUGCCUGCAAUCAUCGAAACUCCUCAAUGGAGUGCCCCUGCCGAUCAUCAGUCAAGGAAUGUCGUCGUGCUCGGUGGUGGAUGUGAUGAUGCUCUGCAAUACAUCAAGGAGAACGUAACCGCCUUUGCGACCAGAGUCACCACCGGCAGAUCCCCCGGCACCGCUUCCGCAACACUUAAUCUAGAGGCAGCCGUCCAAGAUGCGUGGAUUGUCAUCGAAUGCGUGCCCGAAGUCCUCGACCUCAAGAUCAAUGUCUUUGCCGAGCUCGAGAAUCUGGCACCCCAAGACUGCAUCCUAGCCUCCAACUCCUCGUCCUACAAGUCUAGUGCCAUGCUCGCCAAAAUCGAGAAGCAAAGCACCAAAACAAGGAUUUGCAAUAUGCACUACAUGAUGCCUCCUACAAAUCUUGUUGUCGAGAUCAUGACCGAUGGAUUAACAUACCCAGAUUUGAUGCAGUGGCUGGCAGAGAGGACAAAGGAAGCAGGACUUAGCCCCUACGUCGCCGUCAAGGAAUCUACGGGCUUCAUCUUUAACCGUAUAUGGGCUGCCAUCAAACGCGAGUGUUUGAUGGUCAUGGCUGAGGGUGUUUCGACCCCUGAACAGAUCGACAAGGCAUGGAUAGAGAUGCUAGGCGGCAAGUUUGGCCCUUGCAAAUCUAUGGAUAGUGUUGGACUUGACACGGUGGCUCUGAUCGAAAAACAUUAUAUCGAAGAGCGAGGUCUGGACUCAGCAUUGACUGUCGACUUUCUGCAAAAGAACUAUCUUGACCACGGAAAACUCGGUCUCAAAAGCGACAAGGGAGGUCUCUACGCCCCGAAACCAUCUACGCCACAGUCUGCUCCAGCUACUUCUCCACCACAAAAGAAGUUGAUCGUCCUCGACACAGGGCUAGGGCAACCCCUGACCAAUAAAACACCAGCACAAAUUCUCUCUUCCGGACGUUUGUUGGAAGUGUCACCGGAUGGCAAGACCCAACGUGUCCUCAGCGAGGGGCUCAACAUGCCAGACGGUGUCGAGGAGCAUGACGGCAAACUCUACUACACAAAUAUGGGUAUGCCCAGUCUAAACGAUGGCAGUGUAUGCUGCGUCAACCUCGAUGGCACUGGCACCACAACAAUCAUCCCUCCCGGCAAAAUCUACACCCCAAAGCAACUCUCCAUCGACCAUGCCGCAAAGAAACUCUACAUCGCCGAUCGCGAGGGCUGCAGCAUCUGGCGCAGUAACAUCGAUGGCACCAACCUAGAACUCCUCAUCGACAACGCAAACAGAGCAUCCCACAAGCACGAUGCCCCUCCUGGCGACAUUAUGGACCAAUGCAUCGGCAUCACCAUCGCACCUUCCCUAAACAAAUUCUUCUGGACGCAAAAAGGUCCUGCGAAGGGCAACCGCGGUCGCAUCUUCAGUGCCCCUAUCGAAAUUCCUGAAAACACUGCUGCAUUCACCCGCACCGACAUCUCUGUUCUCGCUCAAACCCUCCCUGAACCCAUCGAUCUUCAAUACGUCGCAGAAGCAAACACGCUCUACUGGACAGAUAGAGGUGAAGUUCCCUUCGGAAACUGCCUCUAUAAAGCCGCCUUGACGAACGAAGGAACUUUGGCCGAAAAGCCUCAGAUCCUCGCUCAGAACUUCAAUGAGGCGAUCGGGGUCAAGGUCGAUGUGGGGUCUGGCUGCAUCUAUGUUUCGGAUCUGGGAGGUGCAGUGUGGAUGGUUCAGGGUGAUGGAAGUGGGAAGAAGGAGAGGAUUUUAGAUGAGCAGACGUCGUGUUUUACCGGUUUGACGCUUGUUUAG